This is a messenger RNA of Striga hermonthica, 342 nucleotides long. The record is from the annotation of a GenBank genome assembly. NCBI's taxonomy places the organism in Eukaryota, Viridiplantae, Streptophyta, Magnoliopsida, Lamiales, Orobanchaceae.
AUGAAAAAGAAGGAAAACAAGGAUAGAGAUUCCAUUGUGAAACCUGUCUAUGAUGCUUUAGAAGAUGAAUAUAACGAGUGGAUCACUGGCAUUGAGCCAACAGAAGGAGAUUUAGAGCAGGAAGAAAAAACUAGAGGAUUAUCACAAGGAGUUGCAGCUGCACCUCAAGCAGUAGAAAGAACUAAGAGAACCGUAAAGAGCAAGAAGAGAAAGCGGCCGAUCCCUACAUUUGAGCAUGAGGAGUCAUCUCCAUCUUCUGAUGGAGAAGAUGAUAAUGAUAUUGAUAUGCUAUCUGGUUCUGGUUCUGAGGAUGUAGCUGCUGAACCAUACAGUCCUUACUAG